Molecule: messenger RNA, 2403 nt
Organism: Piliocolobus tephrosceles (Ugandan red Colobus)
Lineage: Eukaryota; Metazoa; Chordata; Mammalia; Primates; Cercopithecidae
Gene: THEM6
Product: thioesterase superfamily member 6
Exons: 2
Coding region: 174-914 (246 amino acids)
Source: RefSeq, a predicted model, not a curated record
GUGGGCGGGGCUCCGGGCACCUCCCCCUCGGCCUGCCUCGCGCUGUGGUUCGCUCCGGCCGCGCUGCGCUCGCGAGUUCCCAAGAGGCCUGGCGGGCACCGUCGCCAGCGGCGCGGACACCGGCACCAGCGCCACCGGCUUCGCAGCACCCCGCGCCUGCCGCCGCCGCCGCGAUGCUGGGGCUGCUGGUGGCGUUGCUGGCCCUGGGGCUCGCCGUCUUUGCGCUGCUGGACGGCUGGUACCUGGUGCGCUUCACGUGCGCUGUGCUGCGCGCGCGCCUGCUGCAGCCGCGCGUCCGUGACCUGCUAGCGGAGCAGCGCUUCCCGGGCCGCGUGCUGCCCUCGGACUUGGACCUGCUGCUGCACAUGAACAACGCGCGCUACCUGCGCGAGGCCGACUUUGCGCGCGCCGCGCACCUGACCCGCUGCGGGGUGCUCGGGGCGCUGAGGGAGUUGCGGGCGCACUCAGUGCUGGCGGCCUCGUGUGCGCGCCACCGCCGCUCGCUGCGCCUGCUGGAGCCCUUCGAGGUGCGCACCCGCCUGCUGGGCUGGGACGACCGCGCGUUCUACCUGGAGGCGCGCUUUGUCAGCCUGCGGGACGGCUUCGUGUGUGCGCUGCUGCGCUUCCGGCAGCACCUGCUGGGCACUUCACCCGAGCGUGUCGUGCAGCACCUGUGCCAGCGCAGGGUGAGCGGCCCCCGCCCCUGGCCCCGGAGCACGGCCUUUGCGGGACCUCCAGGGGCUUCUCCUAGUCCCCGGCCACCUCCCCUAGGGAAGGCCAGCUGCCUGCACCUCUUUCGGGUGGAGCCCCCUGAGCUGCCCGCUGACCUGCAGCACUGGAUCUCCUACAACGAGGCCAGCAGCCAGCUGCUCCGCAUGGAGAGUGGGCUCAGUGAUGUCACCAAGGACCAGUGACCACCACCUUCACACCCUGCCUGCUCCGGCCACCAUCCUGGGCCUGGGGGCUGCCUGAAGAUGGGCAGGCUGGGCUGCACUCUCUUCCAGCUGGAGUGGCCUCCUGACCAGCUGGCCCACCUCCCUUCACCCACUGGGCCCCCCCAGUUAUUGAUAGCCCUCUGUGCUGGGCUCCACGCUAGGCAGAGGGAGGGGGUGGCAUUGGCAUCCUCACCUAGCUCUGCCCUCAAGGUGAGGAUGGAUGAGCAAAGGGGAGUCCUGUCUCGCCCUACAAUGAGGCCACUCGUGUGGGCCUAGGUAGGGGAGGACGGUGCCUGGAGCAGAGGGACCCACAGGUGCCUCCUGAGUCUAGAUCCUGGCUCUGACCACUGCAAGGGCUGAGGCAGGGCCAGGCCAGAGCAUCCUGGGUACAGGCCUGGGCUCUCCGGGGCCUGGGCCUGAUUCAGGUGCAGUGGGCACUCCUGAAGGGUCAGAGCAGCAUCUGCCAGGCAGUCUCCUCUGGCUUCCGCUGAGGUGGAUGGAGGCCUGGGGCAGAGCCUGGUGGUCAGAGGCUGGGGCUGGAGGCAGAUGGAAGGGAGGCAUUUGCAGACAGAGGACAGGGCACCCGGGCUCCCCGCUGCAGUCGGCCUUGCCGCCUCCUCCUCCUCCUCCAGUCAGGCUGGAUGGGAGGGUAGCCUUGUGGCUGAAAGGGGCCAGACUAGGUGACGGGGUGGCACAGGGGCUCCUGGAGAGGCAGCAGGCUUCCUGCUGGGGGUCCCUUGUGGGAGGGAACAGAGCAGGCGUGGGUCUCUGCAGGGGUGUGCUUGCCCACUCCCACCCCUCAGUGCCCACCAGGGCCAUGCUCUGUGACUGGGGCUGAUCCCUGCCCUCUCUGGGCCUGUAGUGCCACAGGCCUCUGUCCCAGUCGCUGGCCCGGCCAGCAGGCGUCUUCUUGACAACUCUGCCCUCUGUAUUUACCAUGUUCCUUGUCAGCUGCGGGGCCGGCCCUGCCUUGCACCAGCAGAGCCUCUCCCAGCAGCUUCUCAGGCCUCCCUAAUGCAGACACCAGGCUACUAGGACACUGGCCGGGGCCACCCCCUCCUGCCUCAUAACUCACCUUACAGCUGGGGAAACUGAGGACUGGAAUGCCCAGAGUCACCGAGGCAAAGUUGGGGCUGGUCCCAGCCUGAGGCUCCAGCUGAUGCCCUCAGCUCCCAGAGAGGGGGUACCCCGUCUAGCUGGGUGCGGGGGUCAUUCUUGUCAGCUCAGGGCCCUGUACCCACUUGCCUGUGCCCCUGCAUCUGUGCCUGCACAUCCAGAACUGCCUCUUUGCCGCUGCCUCCAGGAAGCCCGCCUCGAGCCAGAGCCAGGAGGGAGCUACAGCGCUGCCCCUGACAGAACACACCCACCCCCACUGCUGUUCUUGACUUAUAGCCCCCACUGGAAAGCUGCAAUCUUUCUGUUUUAUUUAAAGAAAGCCCGACAUUAAAGGGUUUUCAUUGCAAGCGUG